This is a messenger RNA of [Candida] anglica, 3582 nucleotides long. The record is from the annotation of a GenBank genome assembly. Lineage: Eukaryota; Fungi; Ascomycota; Pichiomycetes; Serinales; Debaryomycetaceae.
UAUACCCCCAAACUCUUCUACGUGGCUAUGAAGGACUUGGACAGUGCCGAGAGCACUACUCGCUACUUGAGAUCGAGUACUGAACCGCUCGCAGACAUUGUGGAUGUUGCACACUCACUCCUUGGUUCUGACAAGGUUUACCUUCCAAACUUACACAUCUUUUUAUUUGAAUUGGUUUGUGAUAGAUUGAAUGAUUCUAACUCCAAAGCGUUCAAAAAUUGGAAAUAUUCCCCUAAGGUAUGGGAAUUGCUACUUGAGACAUGGAAUAUAUUGUCUAAUCAAAAAUCCUUAAGAAAUUCUCGUUAUAAACAACUUAGAUUGGUUGAAGUACUUUCAACCGUUCUUAGACACUCCAAAGAUGAACAGCUUUUAGCAGUUGUAUUUUCUACCAUUAAGACUAUAAUGGGGUCUAGUUUCAUUGAAGUAGACGAAGUGACCGGUAUUGAGCUUUUGUCGUCUUAUGUAUCGUCUAUCCUGGAUUCCCAUGAUGCAAUGAUUAAUUCUUGGACCAGUAUCAUUUGUGAUAUCUAUCAAAUUCCAUUUAGUAGAAUCAACCACAAAUUUAAUAAGAAACAUACUACAAAGUUCUACAAUGAAUGUCUUGCUGGGUCUCUCAAAAUUGCUACAUCUUCAAAUCCUGACAUGAAGGCAACUCGUGAUUCCUUGAUCUCUAUUGUAAGUGGAGUUAUCAACAACAAAGAAGCUAUUGGAUAUCUCAAUCAAAAUACAACUACAUUCUUAAAAACUAAAGAUUAUACAUUAAGUGAGGAAAUGAUCACUUUAUUCUUUCAAUUGGUGAUACAUUCCCAUUCCAAAGAUUUGAAAGUCUGUGAAGAUGUUUUCACCACUAUUUCAAAGAAUUCAAAGUUACCUUGUAUUUCAGAGAAUUUGUUGGAAAUUUUGACCAAAGUCAACAAGAUUAUGUCAAGUGAAUUCUUGAAUGAAAUAUAUGAAAAGGAAUUUACAACUGCAAAAAAAGUUAAUUGGGGGUUAGUUGGUCAUUUAAUUGACCUUGAUGUUGAUUUAGCCAUGGAAAAGAGUAAUGAUAUAUUUAGUAAAGUUUCUCACACAAAGGGUUCUUUACCUUACACAAUUGGUGACAAAAUUGUACGAGCUCAUAUCAAGGCAAGAGAGUUUUCAAAGUUCCUUCAAGUGGGUUGGCCACUUGCUAUCAAACAAAGUAAAAUUUGGGCACUGGAAGAAUUUAUGGCUACCGUUUCCAAACAUACCAAUGAGCUUUCUUCAAGUCAAAUUCCUUCCGUUAUACAAUCCUUAAGGGAAUCCGGUAACUCACAAGAUAAUUCACCAAUUAUCACUGCAUUAGUCAAGGGGCUUAUUAAUUGUCCAAUUGCAAAGAUUGAUGCUGUCAAAUCCGCCUUACAAGCAGAAACUACCAAGUUUGAUAUCGUUGAUUUUAAUAGUUCCUAUUUCUGGGCUUGUAAAUAUUAUACUGAAUGUAUUUAUGGUGAUGAAGAUGGUGUCACACAAGUUAAUAUCGAUACCUCAAAGGAAACCCCUUCAAAAUACUACUAUUUCAGUAUAUUCCGUUUCUUGGAAUUAGGAAAGAUUGAAAAGCAUGAGAAUUAUACUAAAGAUUUUUUCAAGUAUAUCCAAGCUAAAAAUACUACUUCGGAAACUCUUCUCUCUAUUUUAAAGAGAUGGCUUGUGUUAUUCAACUCUAUUUUCAAUAAGGGCCAGCUCAAUCAAUUAAUCUCCAUCUCAUUCUCCAAGCUUGAUGAAAAGGAUUUACUUGGAUUCAUGGAAACAUAUGGUAAUGUCCUUUUUGAACAAUCUAACUUUGUUGAAGUAUUGGUUUCACAUGUGACACAAGAACUCCAAAACGACAAUUCUACCGUUGCAAACCUUGGAUACCUUACCAGGAUUCCAAUUCAAUGUUAUUCUAGAAGUCAAAAAAUAGAGCUUUUAGAAUUGACAUUUAAAAUUGCAACAAACGGUGACGACACUAAUAGUAUACUUUCAAGAAAGUGUUUGAAACAUUUGCUUGCACAACCAUCUUAUAAGUCAACUAUUGAAGUGAAGUUUGGCUCCUUGCUCGAUUUGAUCAAAACCUCUGGUUCUGAAGAAGCAACAUCCAUCUCCUUAAGCAUUUGUAGAUUGGUUUGGACAUUCCAUCUCAAUGCUCAUGCAGAAACCACCAAUGAAGAAUAUAUCUCCAGUACUUUUAAAUCUCUCACGAAGUUCUUUAACAAAAUUAAUGUGAAACAACUGAAAAAAUCGUUACCUGUUGAGUUUGAAGCGGGUUUGGCAAUCAUUUCCACAACAAGUUUCAACAAACUUUUCAGACAAGAGAUUGAAUCUCUUUCUAUUGCCCUCACCAAGGCAGUUAUUUUCCUUUUAAAUAACUACUCAAAGCACGCGGUAACUCAUUUGAGCGACAUCAACUGGUUGUUAACUGCUCUUUACUCUAUACCUAAGGAUCUUUUAACUGUAGAUAUCAAUACUGACAUCAAGGAAAUUGGACGUAUUACCGCAGAUAUGGAGAGUACCGCUGAGGUUAUUCAAUUGAGAACCAAUAUUUUCAAGUUGAAGUGUCACAUUCUGCAACCGACAUUUAAUAACUCAGUUUACUUGCAAGCAUUAUAUUACUCGUUGGUUACGAGGUACAAUAUUGAUAGUAGCGACUUAUCUAGUGCUAAUGAAACAUUCUUGGCAAGUCUUGAAGAGUCAAUUUAUCAAGAAUCGCAUAUGUUCUUAUUAUAUUCUAUUGAACAUGAAAUCACCGUGGAAAACUUAUCAGUUUUCUUUCCACUCUUGCUUUGUUUCUUGAACACUUUGAAGAAAGAUUGUCAAGUUGAGCAUUCAAGAAUUCUUGGAUAUUCAUUGGCUUCCCUUUCCAAUAACUUCGAUUUGAUUUCGAAAUCGAACGAUCGUGCUUUAAUUAUACAAAUUCUUCAAUCACUUCGUAAAUGUUUGAAUGAAACGAACUGGGCAUUUAACCAACACUCGUUAGAAACUACCAUGACUCUCAUUACGAAAUUCGCUACUUCAUUCGUUGCUGAAGCUGACGAUGUUGAGAUAUAUGUACUCCUUACCCAGGUAGUUUCUCACGUUUUACUUUUCCAUAGAUUCAGAUUAACUUCUCGUCAUCAUAUCGUAAUGGCGAUUUGUAUUACAUUACUUGAGCCAUUAACUGCAAAGAAGACGUCCAAGAAGGGAACCAAGUUAAGCAAUUCUCAAGAAUCUGCUGCUGCAUUUUCUCGUCUUAUGGGUAACUUGUGUGAGCCACCUAACACAACAGCCAAGGCAUCCUCUAAAACUGCGUUAAGUUCUUCAUCAGCCUUGCUCAAGAAAUCGUUGAGAAAGCACUUACCGGUGCUCUUGGUAAGUUUCAUUUACUUAUCCUUGAAGUUCAAUUUUAAGAGUGAAAUAAUGGAAACCUUACAAAGUGGUAUCUUUAAGGUUUUCGACGUUUUAUCAUCGGUGGAAUUACAGCUUGUAAGCUCUACAUUAGAUAUCCCAGGUCGUACUUAUUAUAAGUCAUUAUAUACUAACUACAAGGACAACGGGAAAUGGACAGAUGUAUAGUUAUCACAAUUUAAUAUUAUAGACAUAUUUUAUUCU